AUGAAGACCAUAGUGUUGUUCGCUCUAUUCGUGCUCGCGGCCGCCGACCUCGAGAACUACACUACUCUGAACGAUCACCUGGACAUGGACGCUCUCGUCGGUAACAUUACCGCAAUGCAAAGCUAUGUGGACUGCUUUCUUGAUAGAAUACCGUGCUCAGAAGUUGCUGCAAGUUAUAAACGUUUAAUGCCAGAAGCUGUGAAACAAGCUUGCUCGCGAUGCAACGCGAAUCAAAAGUACCAAUACGGGCGAUUUCUUGAAGCAGUCAGGGUUCAGCUUCCCAUAGAAUACGACAACUACAGAAAGCACUACGAUCCAGAUAACAAAUACUUCGAUGCCUUGAUAAAGGAAUUAUCUAACUAUACAACCCGUGUUGAU
This is a messenger RNA of Brenthis ino (lesser marbled fritillary), 378 nucleotides long. The record is from the annotation of a GenBank genome assembly. Lineage: Eukaryota; Metazoa; Arthropoda; Insecta; Lepidoptera; Nymphalidae.